Messenger RNA from Tuber aestivum (summer truffle), 1742 nucleotides. Lineage: Eukaryota; Fungi; Ascomycota; Pezizomycetes; Pezizales; Tuberaceae. The record is from the annotation of a GenBank genome assembly.
ACUGUCACCAACAACAAAUGACGCCGACACAGUCCCCUCAACCUUCCUCGGCCUUCGGCCUUCGUUGGGAGUCCGACCUUUUUGGUCCUGUGCCAGCUUGGGCGGUAACCCCGAACAUCGCUACGAUCGAGGCACUGUCACGGCAACAUCUUAGUGCGGACGACCUUUCUGUAAAAUUCCUCACAGGAGGGGCGUUUAACAAAGUCUAUUUAAUCACGGGCUCCUCGGACACAAUCAAGGACCAGAAGUCCUGCAUCUUCCGCGCAACGCUCCCGGUCGAACCGUUCUACAAGACCGCCAGCGAGGUCGCCACUCUCCGACUGUUGCGGCAAUGUACCUCACUACCAGUUCCAGAGGUAUUCGCCUACGAUUGCACGACCGAAAAUGAGUUGGGCUUUGAAUGGAUCAUUAUGGAGAAAAUCCCAGGAGUAUGUCUGGGGGAGGUCUGGCACGAUCUGAGCCUCGAGAGGAAGACAAUCGUUGUUGAGCGCUUGGGGCAAUUCUCAAAGGAACUCCGUGGGCAGUGCAGGUUUGAUGCCAUCGGGAGUUUGUAUCAGCAUGCCGAGCUCAACGAAGCGGACUCGAAGGUCGCUGUGGCUACUGAUAACAAUGGUUUUGUGAUCGGGCCGAUAGUAAACUCUUUCAUUUUCGCUGGAAAGAGGAAGCCACUGAUAGAGAGGGAUCGCGGGCCUUAUCUAAGCGACCGAGCAUACUUACUUGCAUUAAUGAAAGUGGAACUGGAGGAUAAGAAACUUCUCCUGGAGCUGACUUCUCGUAAGUAUCAUAAAUCAAAUGGAUUGGCUACAAUGAAGUAACGACAUGUUUAGGUAAACGUGCGGCUGGCGUUCAAAAGGCGCAUUCGAAUGACGGAGAUUCGGAGAGUGAUGAAGAUGAUCUUGCCGCGGAUGUGCCAGAGAUUGAGGAAACCAUCCAACAGCUCCAGCAAAUUCUCCCUUCCCUUUUCUCUACCGGCAUGCAAGAAAAGGGAUUCGUGCUGAGGCACCACGACCUAAAUCGUUCAAAUGUCAUGGUUGACCCCACAACACUGGAGAUAACCGGGAUCGUCGAUUGGGAGUGUAUUACCACUGUACCAGCUUGGGAAGACACCUAUCCUCAAAUGCUACAGGGAGAAGAUAUGGAGGAACAACCGGAGCCUUUGGAACCCGGGGAUACUGAUGAGUUCCGCCUCGAGAGGUGGGAGAAAUGGGAGAAUACGAAGCUGAGAAAAAUCUUUGAUCAGGCUGCGGGUCCGGGCGCAAACAAUGAUAAAGAUGGAUGGGAUAAGCGCAGCUUCAGAGAGCAACUUAAUUUGCUUGAACUUUCGACUAAGAUGGUGAAGAACUGGAUUAUUGAGUAUGAGAAGCGACAGCGAGAGCCAGAACGAGAGCCAGAGCGAGACCAGAGCCUGAGCCAGAGCGAGAGCGAGAUCCAGAGCGAGGGCCAGAGCGAGGGUCAGAGCGAGACCAGAGCGACACCAGAGCGAGACCAGAGCGAGAGCCAGAGCGAGAGCGAGCAAGGCUGUUGCUCCACGCAAUCCUCAGUUAGUGAGCUUUCGGAGUCGUCACUUAUCUCGUUAAAGGGAUGAUACUAUCGGGUAGUUUUUUCAUAUUAGACAAUCAAUUUCAGAUAGCUCCCGAGUGCCCAACUGUUCAUAUGAUACCGAUUAAUUAUUUGCUGAACUAAAAUCAUGGGUUAUAUAAAACUGGAGUAGUGUUGACCUGAUGGUCCUAGCCACAAAUUUC